UAAAUGUGUAUUCCUGUCUCGUAUACGCACUACACCCCUUGCCCUUUGUCCUUUACCCUUCGCCCAGUAAGCUUCGCGACAGCGCUCAUACAUAAUUUAUCGUCCGUAGAAUCUGCGCGCUCUCAGCGAUAAAACGUUUACUAUAAUCGGUAUACAUUGUUAUCACUAUCGACGCAGCAGUUGGGACUUGCGUAAACGUGCCCUCUAAAUUUGUGUCUCUUGUCCAAGUAUUGUUUUUAUCAUAUUCUUAAAUCUCGAAGAAUAUGAGGUUGUUAUCUAUUUUCCGUUUUUCACAAAUAGAUUUGCUUAAAAUUGACUCAAGAUAUACGCCAUUGAAAUAUGUCCAAGUAGAAAAAUAUCUUGGGAAAAACUAAUUAUGAGUUAGAAACUGCCCAGUUUUUACAAUUUUGAAUUUAGUAGACAAUAACUAAAAGAUUUAUGACUGGGUAAAAAAGAUCAUGUUUAGAUAAAGUUCUAUUUAAAUAACUACCUAUGGAUUAGUAUAUAGAUAAUCAUUAAUAAUAGUAAAGAUAAUUUUUUAUAAUUUUUUAUCUUAAUCGAUAUCUGCAAUAAGUCAAUUUUAUAAAUAUUUUUAUUUCUUUAAAAAUAUAAUAAUUUCUUAAUGAAUAAAAAUUAUAUGUUAUUUUCUAGAGAGAUUUUGGGAAAACCUAGAUCAAAAUUCUUUAGAAAAAGCUAAUCACACACAAAAAUUCCUUAGAAAAAUUAGUUAAAUUUACUGAAACAAGAGUCGAUGACUAAGAUGUAAACGGUAAUACUGGUCAAAUAUUAAUUAACAAGAAUUAACUAGAAUUCUUUGCCACUGGUCUUUACUGGUUAUAUACAUUCUAGUUUAUUUUCUUUUUGAAUAAUACUCUACAUUAGAAAAUAAUAUUGAAUUGAUAAAACUAUAUUGAAAAUACUAUAUAUUAUACUGUCAUCUAAUCACCAGCAGCAAUAAGUUACCGAUAAUGUUAUCUUUAUAUUUUUAUGGUAUAUAUAUCUAGGAAGUCUUGUCAAAUCCGGAAAAAAGAUAUCAUGCAGAUAUGAAUUUGUUGAGAAUUAUCGCCUGUAACAAGAAGUUAUGACAUAAAACUGAUCACUUUGACGUCUCUGUAAAACAACAGAGAUGUUGAUGGACGGUUGACGUCAGUAGGUUACACAUCGGCUUGCCGCGAGUUAAUUUUUCCAAUGAAUAUUCGUUCGCACACAACGAUGACAGCGUUGAUACGGCGGUUAUUUUGAUUGAAAUUGUGCGUGACGAUUACAGUAUCGUUGCAACACAUGCAGCAUGAUUGCUGUCAGUUUUUAUUAUUGCGUCAUUAACUCAUCAGUAACGUUCAGUCAAUAUUUAAUUACAUUAUCUUAUAUAAAUGCGCUGUCUUUCAAAAAUCUUUCUCCACAACUAUAACGCGCAGGUCGUCGACUUUUGAUAUUAUUUCCAAUCUCGCACGUGUAUUUAAUGAGGCAACAGCUUAUUACGAAAUUCCAUCGGUCAUUGAUUGCAACUUGCAGUGCGUGCAUAGUUAAUUAAUCUUUUAAUUUAAUGCAGGUGGCGGGCGCAUAAAUUCUGCGAUUUCUCAGCGGGAAUGUCGGACGUGUUUCGAUUAUCGUGGAAAUCUGGAUUUGCGGUUCCAACGAUUUCCAUCAGAAUCUGGACUGGCGGCUGACCACAUUUGCGGUAUUACUACUUGCCGAAAACACGGAUUCUCCAAACCUUGACUACCUGUACCAAGAAGAUAUGUGUAUUCAUUUGAAACAUUACACGACUAUUAGAAACGUAUAAUUUCUGACAUCACCGGAGAGCUUCUUCCCGCAUCUUCACAACGCUAUCAAGAGAGAAGCGUGCUUUGUUCCGCCCAUGCAGCACAGGAGUCGAGGAGACCAAGUUUUGCAGUAAGAACAUCCAGCGAGAAUUGUCGUCAACUUCCUCAACAGUUUGCAAGUAGCUGGCAAACAUCGGCGUGGAUACGUCGACUCGCGCAUACUUUACGAGCAUUUCUUUUCACUGCCUGGGAAUCGUAAGCGCUAUGCAUUCACUGAAUAAUACGUUAGAUGACGUCAUGCACAGCAAGUUUAGUUUUUUCUGUGAAAGAGUACACACACUAGAGAGAAAAGUGGAUAUUAAACGCUUACGUGUAAGAUGAAAACUGGUUGCAUAUUAAUCAACCAUCAAUUUACAAGGAAACUUUCCGUAAACGCAGCAAAUUAACGAGGACUAAUAUUUUACAUAAAUAUGUACUAGAAUUGUUCGGGAUGUUUUCAACUGUUACGUUUCAAACGUCUUAUCCGGCAGAAGAGGAUGUCUAUAUCUAUAUGUAUAGGAAAACUGCGUUUCUCAGCAUCCGCGAGAGAGCAGACUGACGGGUGACUCGGCUGAUUCGAGUAAGGAUGCAGGCAGGCAGACAGAGUAGGAGAAGGAAGACCCGGGAAGUAACUUAAACAGCGGCUAAAACAAGAAGUAGCAAGUCAUAAUUGAGUCGGGCAAGUAUGGCGGGGUCUAUGUUGGUAGGUGGAAAGCGCCGCUGCCGACAUACCUGACCGGAAUUCGAAAACAGGAGGGGGGUAGCUCUCCGGUCUCCGAGUCUCAAGAUGGUUUCCGUUAGUUCGCCGUCCAUCGAAUGGAAUCCAGAUGUUUCUCGGCAUAUUAAUGCUGCACGCGCAAAUACAGGAGCUUAACUUUGUGGCGAAAGAGAUGAACGUAAUUGAACUUUGGGCAAUCUGAAACUUGAAAAAAGAACUAUUAUAGAUUUUCAGGAUUAAUUAUUCAGGAGCGUUUCAAUGCGCUUUUUAUUAUAAAUUUAAAAAAUUGUAUACAUUAGCAUUUUUUAAAUAUUUUAAUUAAAGAUGCUCUAAUUUUAGAACAUUCAUAUCUAUCUAUCAGAUUUUUAUAAUCAAAUUCAGAGGCGUUUCAAUACGCUUUUUAUUAUAAAUUUCUAAAAUUAUAUUAUACAUUUGUAUUCUCUUAUUUUUAUAAUUGAAGAUGCUCCAAUUAUAAUAUUUACAUCUAUUUAUCAGAAUUUCUAUAUUUAAAUCUUGUGAUCAGAUUUCCUUGUCAUACUUGAUAAACCUAUCUCUAUUUCUAUAUUCAAUUAUUUAAUUAUUUAAUUCUACGAUUUAUCUGCUGCUUCGCGUUCACCAAGAGCGAAUAGGAUCGGCGAGUCACGAGAUUCUCCCGUGAGGAGAGGCUUGCGGUCAAAAGGACACGCUCCUGCGAGCGUUGGAUCCCUAGAUCGCUCGACAGACGGCGCUCGUGUAGCAUCCAGAAUCGCCCGAUUGCUGGAAUUAUCUGGCGGACGAGGUCAAUGCCAAUGACAUUGACGGACGAGAACCGGCCAGGAUCCGAUCUAUAUAACGGGCGCAGGACGAGAUCGAUGCGAGAGAAUGUCGCAGGGCAACUUACUGCAGGGCUACAAUUGGGAAACUCAGUAUGAUGAUCCGCAGGUGCAAUUUCCUCGUCCUAUUCCGGACGAAGUUAUCAGCGUUUACGAGGUUUACGUAAAGGAGGAGUCAGGCCCGGACUCGAGGAGCGGCGAUACAUCGGAUGUGUCGGGAUUAGGGUCCCUAGCCGAUCAGCAAUUAAUCCAAGAUGAUUGCAUGGACCUGGAUGCAGCCAUAGAUUCCGAAGUGAUCAAUAUCGACGGCAGCGUCACGAAACUCCUUGGCAAGGACGCGUUAAGGUACAAAAUUCUCGAGCAGAACGUUAACACGCCGGACGAGAAUGUAGUUGUAUAUUCACAUCCUGUUGCUGAAGGACCUUCGUCCACGACAACGCGACUUAUCGAUAAGGAUGAUCCGCGAUCCAGACUGCAUUUUGUAAAAUAUCUAAAACGCGACGGAAAAACGCUCAAAAUCUGGGAAUGCGGCAUUUGUUCAAAAGAGUUCCGUCACCAGUACACCCUGAUGAGACACUUGCCGACCCACACCGACGAGAGAAACUUUAAAUGCGAGGCUUGCGGCAAGGCUUUCCGCCAGUUGUCAACAUUGAGUCAGCACAAGGCUAUACACAGCGAUGCUAGACCCUACGUAUGCGAAUUCUGCAAGAAAACGUUUAAUAGGGUGUCUACGUUAAUCUCUCAUCGAAAAACGCAUUCGGAACACAAGCCACACAAGUGUCACGUAUGUGGUAAAGGAUUUCAUCAAAAGGGCAAUCUGCGUAAUCACGUAUUCACGCAUACGAACGAGCGGCCAUACAAAUGCGAGCUCUGCGGCAAAGGCUUCAAUCAGAUGUCAAAUUUGGUCUGUCAUAAGGUGAAAGCGCACGCACACGCCGACAAGAUGCAAUAUUCAUGCGGAGUCUGCGGAAAGGAGUUUCCGCGUAGAUUCGCCUUACGAUCGCACGAGGAGUACAAGCACGGUAUAAAGUAUCGAAGCACGAGCAACGCGCAAUCUGCCGUGAACGAACCCAGUACCGCAAAAAGCAAGAACGUUAGGAUCAUACAAUUGUUCAAUGGCGAUCGAAAUCAAACGAGCGAAAGCAAAGAGAAGGAUUAUUUUGGCUCAUCGGACUUAAUAGACAGCAUUGUGAUAGACAAAAUCGAAACAAAAGCGAUGGAGAUUGCAUUACUCCAAGGCCAGACUCCCUUUGCUCUUUAUAGACCCAUUAAGGGUAUACCGGUACUUGUUAAAGUUUUACCCACUGCAAGUAAUAAGCACAUACUUACACCUGCGACUGCCGAAGAUUUGCGAAUGGCGGGGAAGAUAACUUCAAAUCCUACCGAGUCUUCAGACGCUGAUGGCAACAAGGCUGUUCAGGUAAAAGUACCGGUAGUUGCCACAGUGAUACAGAAUAUCGAAACUGAUGGCAAAUCCAGCUUCGUCAUCGAGCCUCCCGGAGCAGAACAGGAGCAAGAUGAUCUAGUGACAGCGUUAGACUCGCAAUUCUCUCUCUCUGAGCUUCAUCCCGACGAAGCGGUCCGUCAAAACAGUGCGAAUUCAACUCCGUCAAUGGACGAGUGUAACGAGUUGCUGGAGCUGGCUGCGCAAGGUGGAAUACAAUUCGUUCGCGCUACGGAGGACGGUCGUUACGAACUUUUAAGAGUUAUAAGAUUAUAUAUUUUGGUAAAAAUGUAUUUCAAAUCCGACACUGGCUAG
Molecule: messenger RNA, 5091 nt
Organism: Formica exsecta
Lineage: Eukaryota; Metazoa; Arthropoda; Insecta; Hymenoptera; Formicidae
Product: zinc finger and SCAN domain-containing protein 31-like
Exons: 17
Coding region: 3382-5091 (569 amino acids)
Biological process (GO): embryo development; regulation of transcription by RNA polymerase II
Cellular component (GO): nucleus
Molecular function (GO): DNA-binding transcription factor activity, RNA polymerase II-specific; RNA polymerase II transcription regulatory region sequence-specific DNA binding
Source: RefSeq, a predicted model, not a curated record